AUGUUCAAUAUUAUUCAAUCAAUAAUAAUAUUAUCUGUUGUGUAUAUCAGUAUUCUAUCUGCUCGAGAUAUUGAACAAGAGACCACCGCAAUAGAAAAGUCAUAUAAUCGUGCUAAUAUCUUUGUGAAAUUACGAUCCGCAAAUGGUCGAAUGAUACUAUUGAUGUGCCGAAAGAGCAUUGGUUGUCAAAAACUUCGAAAAACGAUACCUCAAUGGAUUAAAGAAUAUAAUAAUGAGAAGAAUUAUUCAAAUUCUGAAUUGAUUCAUUACUAUUAUUAUCCUAACUUGGGAAAGAAGCUAGAUAUACUCAAUGAAACAAUCAAUUCUCAAGAGCCUGUGCUGUCUUAUGUUCUUGCAUCGAAACCUUAUAUCUUUACCGGAGAUGUAUACAGUCAGCAAAGUGUACUCAGUUGGAUAGUAGAGAUGGAUAAGUAUCAUUUGAUAGAACCAUCAAACAUUGAAGAUGCUAAACAGCUACUUGAUACAGAUGGUCUAGAAUCGAACUGUACACGGAAGUUUAUUGUGUUUAUGAAUAACAGGAAGAAAUGCCCAUCAGAUGACUGGCCAAUUAUUGCCAGAUUAGCUUCUCGUGAACAUAAUAUUACGGCUGUCUAUAUGCAAUCACCUUUGCCAGCCGAUAUAUUGGUAGCAUUGUUCAAAAGAAUGCCUGAAUUGGAUUCUUCUAGCUGCCAAAAUAUGUUUCUUAUAACACAAGAAAGCUAUUCAGUUCAAUUGACUGAUCAUUCAGCCGAAGAAAUGUCUCUUGUGAUAGACCAGCUUUUAUCGGGAAAUAAUCAAUCCUGUUCUGCCCUUCUCGAUUCUUUCUGGUAUCCAAUUCUUCCACCGUUAUCAGAACUUCAAAUUCAAUAUUUCUCCGAAGAACAUUUGCUUAUGGAAUUGGAACAUAAAAUAUCAUAUGUAUUGAUAGGUGUCGCUGGUGGCUGUGCUGUUUGUACAUUAGCUUUCAGUAUAUUUUGGGGAUUAAACGGGGGAGCAUUUGCUAAAUAA
Molecule: messenger RNA, 1008 nt
Organism: Auanema sp. JU1783
Lineage: Eukaryota; Metazoa; Nematoda; Chromadorea; Rhabditida; Rhabditidae
Source: the annotation of a GenBank genome assembly